Molecule: messenger RNA, 1988 nt
Organism: Salpingoeca rosetta
Lineage: Eukaryota; Choanoflagellata; Craspedida; Salpingoecidae
Exons: 1
Coding region: 252-1958 (568 amino acids)
Source: RefSeq, a predicted model, not a curated record
UCGCGCACUCGCACGCCAACUCAGCGUGUUUUCCUUUUUUCGUCAUCGCUCUCUUUUGUUACUGUUGUUGUGCACAUGCCAGCCCAGCCAGCCCAGCCAGCCCAGCCAACCUGUAGCGCAUCAUUUCUCUUCCUUUGUCUCUCGAUUCCAUCUCUCGAUUCCAUCCACCACCACCACCACCCUCUUCUCCUUCCUCAACCCGCCACACACACACACACACACACACACACACGCAGCCAGCAGCAGGCACCAUGACGGAUAUCCUGAAUGCAGAGAAGUUGGACCAGAUCCGCAAGGAUGUGACGUCCAACCUGGCCUCGUUCACAAAGGAGUUUGUGUCACUGUACAAGUCUGCGCUGAUCGAGGAUGCGCUGCAGAACAGCGGCGGCAGCGGCGGCGGCGACGAUGAGGGCGAGGGCGAGAACGAGCGCCAGCUCCUUGUGCGCCCAGAGGCCGAGGAGAGCAACGAGCCCCUGUUCACUGCCCAGCUGGUGAAGCGCGGCCAGGUGCGCAAGAACUGGAAGGAGCGCUUCUUCGUGGUGCGCCCCGACCACGUCAUCGACUACUACGAGACGGAGGACAAGUACAAGAGCGGCGGCUCCCCCAAGGGCUCCAUCAACCUCAGCGGCUACACCGUCGUCACAAACCCCAACCAGCGCAAGCAGGAGGAGAAGCAGGAGCUGGCCAAGCUGUUUGGCGGCAACGCGGGCGAGUACAGCAAGUACGAGCCCUACACGCUCGAGUGCUACCACCGCGUCAAGCGCCGCUGGCUCAUCAAGUGCAAGGACCAGGCCCAGUUUGAUGAGUGGGCCGACAUCCUGCACACGUGUGUGCGCAACGUCGAGGCCGGCACCCUCAAGGACGAGCUGCAGAAGGAGGCCUUUGACAAGGCCGUGGAAAACCUCAGGAACCGCCUGUGGGAGGCCCUGCCGUACGGUUCCGAGGUCGACAUCCUCACCGAGAUCCUCGCCAACUACACAUGGCGCAAACGCGUCGGCGACGACGCCUUUGCCAAUGUGCCCGGCCCGGCCAACAUCAAGGUCAAGGCGCUCGCCAAGGGCUUUGAGACGGUGUACAAGCUGGUGGAGACGACGGUCAAGGCCAGCUGGGUGGCCACCAUGGCCGCCCUGGACAAGGCCAAGCAGCUGGUGGAGACGGGCUUCUCCAAGGUCGCCGAGCAGGCCGAGUCCACCCGCGGCACGCUCACGGACAAGAUCAACGACGCCAUUGAGCCUGUCGUGGCGCCGAUGCGCGAGAAGGUGAUCGUGCCCGUGUGCACCAAGGUGGCCGCCUUCCUCAUCCCGCGCACCAAGGAGCCCGUUGCCUCGAUCGAGCCCGUGCUGGAGGCCGAGACGGCCGCCUACUGCGAGGAGCGCGCCACGGGGGGAAACCCCUCCAUGCGCCACAUCAAGCGCUCCCACGACAAGAUGGUGCAGCCCAUUGAGGCGUUUUCGUCGCUGGAGGCCCUGCUGACGGCGGAGGAGGUGUUUGGCCUCAUCCCAGAGGGCGUCUCUGGCGUCGUCGACAACGUCAAGGAGGUUGUGGACAACCUGCAGCUCGGCGACUUUGUCAUGGCGCUGCGGGAGGCCACCUUUGAGAACACCGAGCGCGCCGCGUACACGUUUGAGGUGUCGCUCGAGGACGCCACCAACGGCGAGCACUCGCAGGUGCAGGAGAAGCAGGAGGUGGUGCUGACGCAGAUCAAGGAGAAGUACCACCACGACGCGCGCAUCGACGUGGCAGAGGCCGUGGGCGAGUUUGUGGGCGGCCUGGUCAGCGCGCUUGUUGGCGAGCCUCUCGGCGCUGCGUGCGGCGGCGCUGUUGAGCCACUCGACUCGCUUAUCCCGGAGCCACUGCAGGAGUACUUUUCCGUCAGCGGGGUGCUGGAGGAUGUCAUUGCCAACAUCAUUGAGACGGCCGCAUCGGAGGCCGUCGAGGCCGCAAUGGCCAACGAGUAGGCGCACCAUGUGUGUGUGUGUGUGUGUGUG